CUAUAGAGAGUCCUCAUAAGGAUAGCCGCACCAGUGUGUGUGUGUGUGUGUGUGUGUGUGUGUGUUCUGGAGGAGAGAGCGCGCGCUGAAUGCAGCCACGCAUCACGGUGAAUGUUCGUGAAAUGCUUCUCUCACUUUUCUGUGUAACUCCAUAGGGCAGUUUCUAUACGAAAUGAUGCCGGUGGCUUUAGAAACGUCGGAGUGACAUUGAAGAACACGCAUGUCUGGAGAUCCCUAACCGAACCUUCCUCUCCAGCCAGUACUAGCUCAUCUACAGUCAACAUCCGUACAUUGAGGACCUGUUACCAUUGGACUGGCACCAGUGACCAUUUCACCCCGGUGUGGAUACUUGUACUGACCGCAGUGGAUUUGCGUGAUUUCCAAUCGACCCACAUCGUUUUACUUUACUUGGAUGAGUUUUCGAUGUAUUUUGUUUUUCUUUGCUUUUUAAUCAUAGUAACGCAGUGUCAUUAGCACUUAAAUUCAGCAAAAACGGAUAAAUAAUGACUAUUUAAUGUCAAUCCGUACUUAAAAAAAUAAUAUAUUUUUAUUGUGUUUAUGAGAUGCGUAAAAAGGAAAAACACUGCACGUCCUAAAAUUCACGUAGGAUUGUCGAGUCCCGGUCACAUUCCCGUAAACAUCUAUGGAGUAAUGCAGCUUGCUUUGAACUUGCGUUGAGGAGGGUGCCUGGAUUAUUAUCUGAGGGACGGAGUGAGGAUGCAGUCGGGGAUGCGGGCGCUCUGUGCCGGCGGAGUCGCGUCUCUCUGCUGCCUGCUGAUGCUGUGGAUGAUCUACACCCACCUCCUUAAAGAAGGUCAGUUGGCAGUCGGCACAUGUGAGAUUGUGAUGUUGAAUAGAGACAGCAGUCAACCCAAGCGUACUAUCGCCAGGCAGACAGCCCGCUGUGCCUGCCGGAGAGGACAGAUCGCUGGCACCACGCGGGCCCGACCAGCGUGUGUGGACGCACGUAUAGUGAAAAGCAAGCAGUGGUGUGAGAUGACUCCAUGUUCAGAGGGCGAGAUUUGCGGCCUGCUCUUCAAUCGCUCUGGAUGGACCUGCACCAAAGGCGGCGGGCGCAUUAAAACCGUCACGCCUCUGCCCAAAGAGCCAUCUUAAAGGACUUCAGACUGCCAUGAGGAGGUUUGCUGACAUUCACAGGAACAACGAUGCCAAACAGGAAUUAUACAUCAGUCCCACACAUUUGUGUCCAUCCUCUCAUCUCGGAGCUAAAGAUAUCAGCCUCCCCACUCAUCGCCCUCAAAACAGGAAAUGGAAACCGUGUGCUAUGGUUACAGUCACUCAAGCAUCCAUACAGUUACAUACAGGUCAUUGAGUCCCAGUGGCAGCCAUCAGUUCUCGUUAACACAGCAGGAGACGUCUUGUGAACAUUUCUUUGCAAAACCUUGACAUCGUUCAACUCCGCUGUUUAGGUUUUCAGAUCUUUAUAAAGCUUACCGUAGCCAGGAGAACAUUUUUGCUUGCUUUCCAGUUAAGCCAACGGAGAAGACUGAUCAUGUACCUUUUAAACAAAGAUUCUACAUUAUCUACAAAGAGCAGUCUGUAAAAACUAUCUAGAUGGACCCGUAUGGGUGUAAUUCACAACCGCCACCUGUCUCUUCAGAGCAAAGAUGUGUCAGUGACAGGCCAAGGAUGUUAAAUGUACAGAAAAGAUGAACUUUUGGGUCUCUCUGUAUAGAUACAGUUGAAUUGCGGACAAAUUCAUCCGAUACAUUGAGAAAAUGGGACAAAGCAGCAGAUGACUAAUAUUUACUGUAGAUUUGACCUCUUGUGUCAUGUGCUUUGGCCAUAUGAAUUCUGUGCUGUGAGCUCUGUCUGAGAAUGGCAAUGCAUUGAUAGUGUCAACUCUUAUCAUGGGUGAUUUAAAGGUGAAAAAUGUUUGGAUGUCAUUUGUUCCUUCCUUUCUGGGACCUCUGUCUUACACUCUGCUUUAAAUGUCUGUCUCAAAUGGAUAUAUAUCAUUUCUAUCAAUACCUUAUUUUGACUGUAAACUGACACUUGCAAUGCAGUAUUGACCUAGAUAGGAAAUAAAGGGUGUGUCCAUGUAAAUCGUGCAUAACGCUUUGGGACGUUUCUCCAUGGGUCAUGCUGAUAUGCAAGACAACAUGAAGUCAGUUCACAUUAUUCUAAAGAAAUUUUUUUUGUAUAAUCUUUAUUCAAAAUGUAAUAACUUUCUCCACCUCUAAAAUGACUUGCUUUUUUGCUGAUGUAAUCAAGAUCGAAGGGGCGGGGGAAACUAAUACAUUCAAUAGCCAAUAAUAUCAUUGCAUAACUUUUCAUGAUCCAAUCUUACAUUAUUUCCCACUGAAUAUUUGGUUUUACUCGGAAAUAUGUUACAUUACGGAAGAUAAAUGUGUUGUAAAUUAUGCUUCAUGUUGUCUUUAAAAGGAACAUGACAUUGAAAUUGACCUUAAUUUACUUUCAUAUCAAAUGUCCCUAGUCUUAUUGUGCACAAGUCAUCAGAGCACAUUAUUACAAGAAAUAAAAAUGUUACUUGGUAAGCUGGUCGCCUACUUCAUGAUCCAAUCAAUUCCCGAUGGAUAAAAUCAAGCCCCACCCUACAUUAUUUCUCUCUAAAUUUUUUGUUCAAUUCAGAAACACGUCACAUUAUGGAACUUAAAUGCGAGUAAAUUGCGAAUGCAUUUUCGUGUUGUUUUUAAACGUGAUAACUUAAAAAGAAAGCUGUUCUUUUAUUUUGCUCUUUCUUUCCUCUAGUAUUAAAGACAACUUCCCCUCAAAAAGUACAUAGAUUCCAUUUUUAAUGAUGUGUUAUUUCUGUUCCACUAGCCAUCUCCAAACUGAUUUGCAAAAGUAAUUAGAUAGUCAAGACACACUUUGAUGUUGGCUUGACAAAGCCUGGCUUGAAUGUUUAAAAAUGUUUUGAACUUUAAGGUCUUUAACUUUGAAAGUUCACCAGACAUUCAGCCAGAUAGAUAGCUAGCUAGAAAGAAAGAAAGAAAGAAAGGCCUUGUGAAUGUUUGUUAAAUUUUGACAGUUUACAGAAUAAAGCACAACAGUUCUGGAAGUAAAAAAGCCAUUCAUUUUUUCCAUUGAAUAAUUGAUUUUA
Messenger RNA from Myxocyprinus asiaticus (Chinese sucker), 3085 nucleotides. RefSeq names its product chemokine-like protein TAFA-5. Bases 718 to 1116 code for a protein of 132 amino acids. Lineage: Eukaryota; Metazoa; Chordata; Actinopteri; Cypriniformes; Catostomidae. The transcript is spliced from 5 exons. The record is from RefSeq and is a predicted model, not a curated record.